AAAAUCAAAAUUAAAAAAAAAAGGAGCUUGGGGCCUUGGGCCACUGGGCACUGUAUAGGAAGUAGGGACUCAAUUGAAAGGGUUUUAGGAAAAUAAAAAAUCCCAGUUCAGUUCUUAAAACCCUUUUUGAGCAAGCGCGAGGGUUUUAGCCUGCGAGUGGGCGAGAGUUAAACGACUCGGAUCCUUCCCGAGGUUUAGACAAUGGCUUUUGUUAACAAGGUUGGGAGUAUACUUAAGCACACAGUGAGCAAACAUGUCAAUUUGGAUUUAUCUGCUUCCAAGCCAUCUAUUUACCAAGCAAUAAGAUCCAUGUCAUCCUCAAGGCUCUUCGUUGGAGGCCUAUCGUAUGGCACAGAUGAAACAAGCCUAAGAGAAACAUUCUCACCUUAUGGGGAUGUAAUUGAAGCUAGGGUUAUUAUGGAUCGUGAGACUGGUAGGUCCAGAGGCUUUGGCUUUAUUAGUUAUACAUCUACUGAGGCAGCUUCCAGUGCCAUCCAGGCUUUGGAUGGGAAGGAAUUUCAUGGACGUUGGAUAAAGGUUAAUUAUGCUACAGAAAGACGUCCUCCGGCGAUACAAGGAGUUGGCUCUUGGGGCAGCAGCAAUAGUGCUAACUAUGGUGGUGGUAAUUAUGGUGUUAGUGCCAACUAUAGGGGUGGAGCUGGUGACAGCUAUGGAAGUGCAGCAGGUAAUUACAGUGGUGGUAAUUAUGGUGACAACUAUGGAAGUUCACAAGACAGUUGCACCGGUGGUGAUAAUAACCAUGGAAGUGGUAGUGUUGGUGAUCCUAGAGUUAGUUUUGAAGGCAUUGGUGGUUAUGGCAGUGACAGUACUGCUAACUAUGGUGGUGUUGAUCAUGGUGUUAGUGUCAACCAUGGUGGUGGUGCUGAUGACAGCUAUGGAAGUGCAGUAGACAGUUACAGUGAUGGAGGUGGCACUAACUAUGGAAGUGGUAAUGGUAGUAUUGGAGGCUGUGGUGAUAACUACGGAGCUGGUGGUGGUAGUAUCAAUAAUGGACAUAGUGUUACUUCCAACCAUGAAAAUGGUGGUGGUGAAAGCUAUGGUAAUGUUAUGGACAAUUAUGGUAGUGAUGGUAACCAUGGUAGUAGUGGCUAUCACAAGGGUGGAAACAAUUUUGAUGCUAUGAAUGUUGAUGGCGGCUAUGGUAGCAGUCACAGUGGAAAUUAUAGUUCUCAUAGUGGCACUCAUGGCAAACAUAACUAUUUCAAUGGUGGCACUGGCUUUGCUAGUGGGUAUGGUGGAUCUGCAGAAACAUCAUAUGGUGGUAACUAUGGUGGUGCUGGUGGUGGCGGCAGUAACAGCAAUGGCAAUUACAGUACUGGAAUAAAUUUUAAUGCUAAUAAUAAUGGUGGCUAUGGUAGCUGUGGUGGUGUUGGAAAUUAUAGUGUCACUGGUAAUAGUGGUAGCAACAGUAGCCAUUUUAGCCGUGGUGGUGGUGGUGGUCAUGGCAGUGGUUCUUCUACUGGUGGAUAUGAUGGUACCACAGAAACACCAUGUGGUGGUGGACAUUCAUAUGGUAAUCAGAGCAGUGGGACUGCUGUUGGCAGCAGACUCUAUGACCAGGAUGUGCAGGAAAGCAAUUACCGAGUUGGGGAUGAUGAGCCGGACCACCGCGUUGCCAACUCUAGGAACUGGUAGAUUUUUUCCCUUGUGGAUGAAGAUUUUGCAGCAAUCAAGCAAGAGUCAUGUAGGACCGCUUAUUAUAGAUUAUGCUGUCUUAGACAGUUAAUUAUUUAACCUUUUAUCAUUCUUAGACUGAUUGUUUGGAUAUUGUGGACUGCAGAUAUUGUGUUGUGUUGUGCUUUUUGCCUCCAUUUUGGGCGGCUUUCAAGUUUAUGAGCCUCAAAUAUUAGUUAUUCGGAGAGGCAAAGUCUAAUCAGUUUUGUUAGGAAUAAAUAUGCUGCCCAAGGCUAGUUUUGUGA
This is a messenger RNA of Malania oleifera, 1940 nucleotides long. Its product is annotated as glycine-rich RNA-binding protein 3, mitochondrial-like. The record is from RefSeq and is a predicted model, not a curated record. Gene Ontology annotation, molecular function: RNA binding. The transcript has 5 exons. The coding region runs from base 202 to 1656 and encodes 484 amino acids. Lineage: Eukaryota; Viridiplantae; Streptophyta; Magnoliopsida; Santalales; Ximeniaceae.